Messenger RNA from Canariomyces notabilis, 1188 nucleotides. RefSeq lists its product as uncharacterized. The record is from RefSeq and is a predicted model, not a curated record. Gene Ontology annotation, biological process: intracellular iron ion homeostasis; intracellular copper ion homeostasis; positive regulation of transcription by RNA polymerase II. Lineage: Eukaryota; Fungi; Ascomycota; Sordariomycetes; Sordariales; Chaetomiaceae. The coding region runs from base 1 to 1188 and encodes 395 amino acids. Gene Ontology annotation, cellular component: nucleus. The transcript has 2 exons. Gene Ontology annotation, molecular function: copper ion binding; DNA-binding transcription factor activity, RNA polymerase II-specific; RNA polymerase II cis-regulatory region sequence-specific DNA binding.
AUGCGCAAAUCCCGGGCAGCGCACGUAAAGUGCGACUGCGGCGAGAAGACUCACAAGUGUAUUCACUUGAGGCCGGUGGUCGAGGGUCACAAGGAAAGCUGCUGCUGUAAUCACGGCGGCCGCUGCACCUGCUCGCACAAGCGGGAGCCGCAGCUCGAUCCUGUCCCCGAGUCCGACUCGGACGGCGCUGCCGCCUCGCAGUCAAAAAGCUCAAAGUCCAGCUCGCGCCACAGGCGCCGAGCCAACACGACCAAUUCUGAUGCCGUGCUGUCGUUUGACGCACAGGGCCACCACAAGCCCACGUAUAAGCACGUCAAGCCGUCGCAGAAAUGCGGGCCGUAUCAACUAUCUCGCGUCAACUCUAUGCACAGCACGAGCAGUCGGGAGAACCGCUCGAUGGACGACCUUUUGGGAGCCGGCGCCGCUGGGGAUUCCGAGGCCGGCAGUGCCAUCGGCGAGGGAGCCCCUCGUGGACAGCGGCGAGUGAAGUCCGAGGCUGCAUCCCCUUCAAUGACGUCUUCAUCGUUCGCCCAGCUCAACGGACAACUGCCACCGCUCGACCUCUCGGGUAUCAAGUAUACCCCUUACGUUCCCAACAGCGCCGACUUCUUCGGCGCCCUGUCGGACCAUGAGCAGCCUAUGUUCAGCGCCGGCCUGAGUGCCGGUUCGGUCGACUGGAGUAAUUUUGACGGCUUGGGUCUCGCCAGCAAGACGGACGAUUUUGCGCCUUCCAGCUACAGCCAGCCUCAGAGCUAUGGCGGCCUCGAUUUCGCAGGGUCGGAGGUACUACCAACAAUGACAACCACCACUUCCAUAUCGGGCGAGGUCUCGGAGGUGGAAGAUUUCCUGUCCAACACGCUUGAAGAAUUUGACACGUUCCAGAACAAUGUCUCCACAAACGGCUUCGCCCUCGAACACACGAACGCAGGUUUGGUUGGGAGCACGGAUUUUACGAGCCUGGAUUUCGAGUAUAGCCUGAUGAAGAAGGCCGGCAGCAAAUUUCUGCCGACACCGUCAUCCUUGGCUGGCGACGACCCGACUCUGCUCGCCAGCAGCGCCCCCGGCUACAGCAGCUUCACGGCUUUGGAAGAGGAGCCCGGGCUCUGGAUGAGCGACUUCCAAGGUCUGCCAAACCUGACAGACUCAGCAACCGAAAGUAGCAUGCCAUCAUUCUGGGACGGUCAAUAA